AUGUCGAACCUACUCGGAAGAUUCGAGCUAUCUGGCAUCCGACCUCUUCCUCAAGGCUACCCACAGAUCGAGGUGACCUUCGACAUCGAUGCCAAUAGGAUCCUCAACGUUUCUGCUGCAGAGAUGUACUCUGGCUGUAGAAAAAGCAUGACCAUCACCGCCCCGAGUACACAUAUCCAUACUAUUGUGACGGAUGAGGAUGGCAUCGAGAGACUCGACUGA
Darwinula stevensoni is the source of this 222-nucleotide messenger RNA. The record is from the annotation of a GenBank genome assembly. Lineage: Eukaryota; Metazoa; Arthropoda; Ostracoda; Podocopida; Darwinulidae.